Camellia sinensis is the source of this 1644-nucleotide messenger RNA. Its product is annotated as Nucleoside transporter family protein. The record is from RefSeq and is a predicted model, not a curated record. Gene Ontology annotation, biological process: nucleoside transmembrane transport. Lineage: Eukaryota; Viridiplantae; Streptophyta; Magnoliopsida; Ericales; Theaceae. Gene Ontology annotation, cellular component: plasma membrane. Gene Ontology annotation, molecular function: nucleoside transmembrane transporter activity.
AUAUAAUACAAAUACAGCGCGACUACCUUUUAUAAGUAUCUGUGCUUGCCUAAAAAAAAACGUGUUUCAGCUCCAAACUCAGCUUGUGUUGCUUAUGUUCAAACAAAAAAUCAUUUGACAUCCAGAGAAGCCCAUUGAAACAUAGAAACCAAAUCCUGCAAGAAUGCAAAAACAACAGGCAAUGGAAGAUGUCAAGGUCACCGGAGAUCAUGAUGAUAAUCAUCAAAAUUCUGAGCCAAUCAGGGACACUUACAAAAUCGCGUACCUAAUCCAUUUCGUGCUCGGUGCUGGCAAUUUGCUUCCAUGGAAUGCUUUGAUCACUGCUGUCGAUUACUUUGGCAGUCUCUAUCCGUCCAGGCAUGUUGAGAAGGUCUUCUCUGUCGCCUACAUGAGUUCUUCUCUGUUGGUUCUCGUUUUGAUGAUGAGUUGGGUGUGUUGGAGUAAAAAACUGAGCUUUAGGUUGAGGAUGAACUUGGGUUUUUCCAUGUUUGUUCUGUCUAUAAUGGUAACUCCAACACUUGAUUGGGCUUCGUAUAGCAGUGGAUCGAAAGGGAGUUCAAAUGGAGCCUAUGUUGUAACCGUUGGAUCGGUUGUUGUUUGCGGUUUAGCUGAUGGAUUGAUUGGAGGAAGCCUUAUAGGAUCUGCUGGAAGGCUGCCAAAGGAGUAUACGCAAGCAGUUUUUGCUGGAACAGCUUCUUCAGGUGUUCUUGUGUCCAUCUUGAGGAUUAUAACAAAGGCAUCACUUCCACAGACAGCACAGGGCCUACGAAAAAGCGCUCACUUGUAUUUUAUAGUCAGCACAGUUAUUUUGCUUGGCUGCAUUGUUUGUUGCAAUCUGUUAUACAAGUUGCCAGUCAUGCAACAGUAUUACAAACUUCUACGGGAUGACCUGCCGAGUUCAAAGCCAGAAUUUUGGGAAGUGGCGAGAAAAAUCCGAUGGCCUUCUUUUGGAGUUUUCAUGAUUUACACUGUAACUCUGUCUAUCUUUCCCGGAUUCAUAGCAGAGAACCUUGAAUCGAGGAUUCUUAAAGAUUGGUACCCUGUUAUGCUGAUUACAAUGUAUAAUAUUUCAGAUCUUAUAGGGAAGUCUUUGACUGCAACAUAUGUCGUGAGGAGUAUUGGGAAGGCUACAUGGGCUUGCAUUGCCAGGCUUUUGUUCUAUCCCCUCUUCACGGUCUGCCUCCAUGGUCCCAAUUGGCUGAAAACGGAGGUACCAAUGGCAUUUCUGACGAUUACACUUGGGUUGACAAAUGGGUAUUUGACAAGUGUGAUCAUGAUCCUCACUCCUAAAUCAGUGCCAGCUUCAGAAGCUGAAGUAUCUGCAGUUGUGAUGGCUGUGUUCUUGGGGAUGGGCUUAGUUGCUGGUUCGGUUCUUGGUUGGUUUUGGAUCAUUUGAACCUCAUUAACCUCUUAUGUCAUAUGCAUAACCAGCCUCAGAAGAGGUCAGUCUCCUAUAAAUCAGAACCCAUAACCUGUCAAGGUAAAGCAGAUGGAAGAGAAACAUAUAAAGAAAAUGAGUCCAGUAGUAUAAAUCUUUGUAAUGUUAAAUAAGGGCCUAGUCUGAAUUUUCUUAUAUGCUAUCUCCUUGAUGAUGCAAGUUUAUUCUACCGUCAAUCUAAAGAAUGAUGAAAUUGCCAGUUUCAA